GCGGGGUUACCGGAAGUGAUGAUGCAGGAGGCAAUGGAGGGGGCGGGGCUUCGGGGCGGCCGCCGCCGGUGGGCUGCAGAUGAGGAGGAGGAGGCGGCGGCCGCGGUGGCAGAAAAGGCGGCGGCGGCGGCGGGGGUAGGGAGCCUGGAAACGCAAGAGGGGAUGGUAGGUAGUUUGGACCCGCCGGGCCGCCGUCGUUUCCAGAAAGGGUUUGACUGGAGGAACCUCUGGAGCAGCUGUUGUCUGGCUCCUCUAACUGAUGGCAUGUUGAAGUACAUAGGCCAGCGGCAACGUGGGCAUCUGAUCCGGAGGGGGCCACUCUAGAGGCCAGGGUACCACCACCAUGGGCCAGUGUGUCACCAAGUGCAAGAAUCCUUCAUCAACCUUGGGUAGCAAGAAUGGAGACCGGGACCCCAGCAGCAAGUCACACAGCAGGCGGGGGGCUAGCCACCGUGAAGAACAGGUGCCACCUUGUGGCAAACCAGCUGGGGAUAUUCUUGUCAAUGGGACCAAGAAAGCAGAGGCUGCCACCGAGGCCUGCCAGCUGCCAACUUCUUCUGGAGAUGCUGGGAGGGAGUCCAAGACCAAUGCUGAGGAGUCUUCCCUGCAGAGGUUGGAAGAACUAUUCAGGCGAUACAAGGAUGAGCGGGAGGAUGCAAUUUUGGAGGAAGGCAUGGAGCGCUUUUGCAAUGACCUAUGUGUUGAUCCUACGGAAUUUAGAGUGCUGCUCUUGGCCUGGAAGUUCCAGGCUGCUACCAUGUGCAAAUUCACCAGGCUAUCUGCUGUUGGAUUCAAUAAAUUUGUUUACCUUACUAUUGAUAUUUCUGCAGAAAACAAAACAAAAAAUUUGAAGUUUCCAGUUUCCAAGUGGUGCUCUGGUUGGAUGAGGACACCUGCUGGUGAAGAGUGAUGCUGCAGCUGUAUCCCAAGAAGGAGGAAUUCCCAAACAUGGGAUUGAAAGUGGGUUUUGACUAUAAAGCUAAGAGUCUUCUACUCUCUUUGCUCUCG
This is a messenger RNA of Mastomys coucha (southern multimammate mouse), 1008 nucleotides long. RefSeq names its product defective in cullin neddylation 1 domain containing 3 (gene Dcun1d3). Gene Ontology annotation, molecular function: ubiquitin-like protein binding; ubiquitin conjugating enzyme binding; cullin family protein binding. Bases 344 to 910 code for a protein of 188 amino acids. Gene Ontology annotation, cellular component: ubiquitin ligase complex. Gene Ontology annotation, biological process: protein neddylation; positive regulation of ubiquitin-protein transferase activity. Lineage: Eukaryota; Metazoa; Chordata; Mammalia; Rodentia; Muridae. The transcript is spliced from 4 exons. The record is from RefSeq and is a predicted model, not a curated record.